AUGAAAGCUUCGGUUCUUCUCUUGUUGGUUCUGGGAAUUUGUAACUCGCUAGGUAGUGAUCAGGUCCCGGAAGAGGUGGGAGGAAGAGAUUUGGCCAAGGAAGAAGAAAAUGUCGACUCGACUUCUUCCUCCACCCAAAACCUCAGAGGAAAACCAGUUCCAGAUCAAGCCAAUGGCGUCAGGGAUGGAGGAGAAUCUCAGCCCUCAGUUUUGACAGAUGCUCUCAAUAGCGUAUUGAAUUAUGGCAAAUCAUUGUUAGCAUCCAGUACACCAGAGACUAACGACAAGGCAACUCCAGAGAAAUCCACAUCUGAGAACGAUGGAGAUGUUGCUACUAAACCUGAAGGCGAAGAAGAAAAAGCCAAGGAAGACCAUGGCACUGAACCUGUUACUGACCCUCAAGCUGGAGGUUUGCUAUAUUCCGGGGCCUCCAGUCUCUGGGAAGUUGGCAAAUCGGCCGUAGACUAUGCUUCGCCGCCUCUAUCAUACGCCUAUAAUCAAGCGGCUGCUGGCAUGCAGUGCGCUUCGGAUUACCUAGAGGUAAAGGCUCCGACUUUGCACAGUGGACUUUCAUUCACUGGUGGUCUGGUGUCGACUGGUGCUGGUUAUUUAGGACAGGGAGUUGCCUUGGCAACAAAGGGAGUGAUUUAUGCUGCCCCGGUGGUUAUAAAUGGAGCAUGGUCUGCUGGAGAGGCUACUUACAAUGCGGGUGUAGCCGCUGCGAAUUACGUCUAUGAAAAUGCUCCAACGGCCACUAGUACCGCUAUUGAUGGAGCAUAUUAUGCCGGGAAAGUCACCUAUGAUACCGUUGCAAAUGUUGCAAAUUAUGUUGGCGAUAAAUUCCCGAUAACUAGGAGCGCUGUCAAUGGAAUAUGGUGUGCCGGAGAGACGGUUUUUAAUGCAGGUGCAACAGCCGGAACUUUUGUAGGAUCAUGCUUUUCAUCGGCAUAUAAAUACAUGAGUGGAACACCAACUCCUGAAGUCACAGGUCAAAAUUCAGAAGCCAAAGAGGACGGUACUCUCAAGGUUCCAGAAGAGAAGGAGCUAGAAAAAUCUCAAGAAGCUAAAACUUCUGAAGGAGGAACUGCUCCUGGCAAUAAUAGUCCCAGUGGUACUGGUAAUGUUGGAACUGGAGUAGCUAUGGCCUCUGCUAUUCCCUCCGCCUCUAGCGUCAUAGGAAGUGCAACUUCGUUGGUUUCUAGUGCUUGGGGAAGUGUAAGUAAUUGGAUAUCGGGAAAGUAA
Messenger RNA from Theileria equi strain WA, 1242 nucleotides. Its product is annotated as signal peptide containing protein. The coding region runs from base 1 to 1242 and encodes 413 amino acids. The record is from RefSeq and is a predicted model, not a curated record. Lineage: Eukaryota; Apicomplexa; Aconoidasida; Piroplasmida; Theileriidae. The transcript is spliced from 2 exons.